AGAAAGGUUUAUUAGUGCCUGGCACUGUGAGACUAGGGACUGAGCUAAUACCUAAGUUGCUCAGCCAAGGACUUGCUCAUUAGCCAAGCUGCCCGGACGAGAUCCUGCCCAAUACCCAAGUUGCUCAGACUAGGACUUGGCAAAUAUCGAAGCUACCCAGAUGAGUACUUGCCCAAAAUCCAAGCUGGCGCGACGAGGAAUUACCACUAUCCAAGUUGCCUAGAUGGAAACUUGAUCAAUACCCAAAUUGGGAAGAUAAUGAGAUAUCAAUUGUAAAGUAACUUUUACACAUAAGUGAAAUCAAUAUGCAGAAUGGAAGGAAUUGCCAAUAAAAGCUGCAGAUCUGUGUGCAAUGUGAUAGGGAGUUGUUUCAGUAGCUGAGGAAAGCUGUAUCACAAUGCGCCGCAGCCAUGCCCCGAGUCAGUUACUCAAGCGGAACUUUGACAAUGGAUUCGCAGUUGGUCCUCAAGUGGCCAUUGGCCAUUCAGAAUCUAAGAAGCGAAAAGCGUCAGAGGUGGAGGGACCAGGACUGCCUAUUUCUCCAUAUAGGGCUCCUCUUCUACCAAUUGUAAACACUCCUUCGGUCACUCCAGCAGGAACAGCGUCUUCCCACGAGAACUUUAUCCGGACAAUUCUCGCCAAGCCAUUCAAGAUUCCCAUCCCUAAUUACAUAAGUCAAGGAUUUCGUAGCCUGGGGGUUCGCCGGAAUGGUGUCCGACGACCACUUCAUGAUCCAGAUGAACCAAAUGCUCUGGUUCUCUUUCGUCCUGCCACCUUGUCUGCACACGAGAAGCUUACAACCAACCUAGAGAAGCAAGAAGUAGCAGUUGUUGUGGAUCCAAUGCUAGCAGCUGUUCUACGUCCUCACCAGCGUGAGGGUGUCAAAUUUAUGUACGACUGUGUCACAGGGAAACAAAUAGAAGAAAAUUAUGGGUGUAUUAUGGCUGAUGAGAUGGGGUUGGGGAAGACUCUACAGUGCAUCACCCUGAUGUGGACACUGCUGAGGCAGGGCCCAGACUCUCGACCCAGCAUAGAUAAGACUGUAGUGGUUGCUCCCUCCAGCUUAGUAAAGAACUGGUACAAUGAGAUCAACAAAUGGUUAAAAGGGCAGCUAAAUGCCUUAGCAAUUGAUUCAGGCACCAAGGAACAGAUUGAUUCGAACCUUAAAGGAUUCAUGGCAACUUAUGGCCGACGUCCUGUUAAUCCUGUACUGAUAAUAUCCUAUGAGACUUUCCGAAUGCAUGCCCACGUACUGCACCAGGGUGAAGUUGGCCUCGUGUUGUGUGAUGAAGGCCAUAGAUUAAAGAACUGUGAAAACCAGACAUAUCAAGCACUAAUGGGGCUUAAAGCUAAGCGUCGUGUUCUGCUCUCGGGAACCCCAAUCCAAAAUGAUCUACUGGAAUAUUUUUCACUGGUGCACUUUGUCAAUUCCGGAAUUCUUGGAACAGCUCAGGAAUUCAGAAAGAAAUACGAGAGGGCAAUAUUACGAAGCCGGGAUGCCGAUGCUUCUGACAAGGAUCACGAAAUUGGAAAGGAGAAGUUAGAAGAACUGAUUGCUAUAGUCAGCAGAUGCAUCAUAAGACGCACCAAUGACAUCCUGUCCAAGUAUCUACCAGUGAAGAUCGAGCAUGUGGUGUGUUGCCCCAUGACCUCCCUUCAACAGGAUAUGUAUUUAAAGUUCAUCAAUUCAUCAGCAGUUAAAAAACAGAUCUCAGGCGUUGAUGGUCGGCUCGGCAACACCGCAUUAGCUGCGAUCACCAGCAUGAAAAAGCUGUGUAAUCAUCCUGAUUUGCUGUGGGAGAAGGUGAAGGCACGCGAACCUGGGUAUGGAGAGCUGGACAGCUUAUAUCCACCAGGGCAUAAUCCCAAGUUAGUUGUCUGGUUAUUUAGUUCAUACCCAUAGAUGUUGUAAUCCUUU
This is a messenger RNA of Procambarus clarkii (red swamp crayfish), 1918 nucleotides long. NCBI's taxonomy places the organism in Eukaryota, Metazoa, Arthropoda, Malacostraca, Decapoda, Cambaridae. The record is from RefSeq and is a predicted model, not a curated record.